This is a messenger RNA of Peronospora matthiolae, 723 nucleotides long. NCBI's taxonomy places the organism in Eukaryota, Oomycota, Peronosporomycetes, Peronosporales, Peronosporaceae. The record is from the annotation of a GenBank genome assembly.
AUGGCAGCGCCCAGUCACCGUCGUCGUACCAUCUCAGAGCUAGACAUGAGCUCCAUGCGCCGCAUCAGCGACGCGCUAUUGCUGGCUCAGAAUCGUGCACGUCGUGCCACAGACCGUGCCAAUCAAGCUGAACACUUGUUACGGCUCGUAUUAGCUCAAGUGGAUGUCAAUCGUCUCUGCGUUCAUUCACUCGCUGAUCAAGAAGUGCUUCAAGCGACCAUACCGUCUAAUUCGCUGCUAUUUAUGAACGAUGUACGAGGAAGAAGUGCUUCAGCCGGCAAUAUAAUGGAAAAUGACGAGCUCCCAGCGUCCAUGACAUCGUCGCGGUGGCUUCAAAACGCGGCCAAAGACGUGGUGACCCAUUUGAAGCAAGAUAUGACGCGUCAAAAGCGGUACAUGGCACUAUUAUCAAGGCGGACGACGCAUCCAGUCCACCCAUCGCUCUGGAGCUACAUGAACCCAAGUGUUGGUAUCCGUCAUGCUUUUUUCAUGGCUGGACUGUUACUUGGCGUUGUGGCUGGCGUUGUCGUGACAAAGCAGUGGCAUCUGCAGGAUCCACAUUGCAAAAGGUGUCAAGAAACACCGUCUCUUCUUAGAAAACUGGCAAAAUGGUGGAAGAAACGAGGUGGAGCAUCUACCGUGAUAGCGCCAUGGCGUCUGAUAUCAAUGCCCAUGGACGAGUUGAGCUACCUGAUUCAUCCUGCACCAGUUGACGUUGCGUAA